AUGUGGUCUGCUAUCUCAGCUGAGCAAAAACGCCCGCCAUGGCUGCUGCGCUUCCGUUCUUCGACUGCUUUCAUCAUCGCUACAGUCUGGAUAUCGUCAUUUGCAGAAUAUUUUCUCUACGCCAUGAUUGUCCCCGUCAUGCCAACAGCCCUAGUCGAUCGCGCCAACGUUCCAUAUGAAGAUCGAGAGUACUGGGUGAGCGUGCUCCUGGUAUGCGAAGCCGCCAUGGCAUUCAUCUGCUGUCCGAUAUUCGGCUACAUCAUCGACGCAGCUCCCACCCGUCAAUUGCCCUAUCUGCUGGGUCUGAUCCUUCUAGGCGCCUCGAUGGGCAUCCUAGCAGCCGCGCACACGAUCCAGCUCUUCAUCCUUGCCCGGAUUCUCCAGGGCGGCGCAACGGCCAUGGUAGCCGUGGCGGGCCUCGCACUGCUAGCUGACUCGGUGGCGUUCGACAAUCUCGGCCAGACCAUCGGGUACCUGGGCUCGGCUGUUGCGCUGGGUUUUCUACUUGGGCCGCUGCUAGGGGGGCUAGUGUACGAUGUGGCAGGGUACCAUGCCGUGUUCGCCAUGGCGUUUGUCAUCGUCGGGGUAGAUCUCGUGAUGAGAGUAUCCGUCAUCGAAAAGAAAGUUGCGGAGCGAUACUUGAUCACUGAAGAUGGGGAGACCCCGGCUUCACCCCAUCAAAGCCAGGUCUCUUAUCAGACAUUUGCGGAGCCAGCCCCACCAAGUCCAAGCAAUGGAAAGCUACGACGACCUGCUCUGUGGCUGAUUAUGCAACAACCGCGGGUGCUCAUUUCUUGUUGGGCCUUGCUAGUCCAGGGUCUCUUCUACUCGGCUUUUGACUCGGCCAUUCCCAUCUUCGUCGAGACGCGAUUCGGCUGGGGGCCGUUCGGGGCAGGAAUGUCUUUCCUCCCAUCGGCAUUUACGGCACUAUUUGAGCCUUACUUCGGCUCCCUCUCAGACCGCUACGGCACGCGCCUUAUAACAACCCUCUCCUUCACCCUCCUCACACUCCCGCUAAUCGCCCUCCGCCUCGUCGACUCCAACACAACCGCACACAAAAUCCUCCUCCUCUCUCUCCUCACAGCCGCCGGGCUCUGCAUGAACGCAUGCCUUCCCGCCCUCUACGUCGAAACGCAACAAGUCCUCGACGAGAUGGAAGCCGCGCGGCCAGGCAUCUUCGGCGCCAGGGGAGCCGUGGCGCAGGCGUUCGGCGUGCAGACGAUGGCGCAGUUUAUGGGGCUUUUCUUGGGUCCGAUGUGGGGGGGUUUUAUAGAUCAUCGGAAUGACGGCGAGUAG
Messenger RNA from Aspergillus candidus, 1296 nucleotides. Its product is annotated as MFS transporter. Gene Ontology annotation, molecular function: transmembrane transporter activity. Gene Ontology annotation, biological process: transmembrane transport. The record is from RefSeq and is a predicted model, not a curated record. The coding region runs from base 1 to 1296 and encodes 431 amino acids. Lineage: Eukaryota; Fungi; Ascomycota; Eurotiomycetes; Eurotiales; Aspergillaceae. The transcript is spliced from 7 exons.